Messenger RNA from Trypanosoma cruzi, 1242 nucleotides. RefSeq lists its product as uncharacterized. The transcript has a single exon. The record is from RefSeq and is a predicted model, not a curated record. Lineage: Eukaryota; Euglenozoa; Kinetoplastea; Trypanosomatida; Trypanosomatidae. The coding region runs from base 1 to 1242 and encodes 413 amino acids.
AUGACGGAUCUACAGGAAGGCAGCAUUUAUGCUCGUGUGGCAAUUCUUCAGUGGGCUGCAGACAUUCUCCACGGGGAGUAUGCUUCCUUUGGCAACAUUCCUGCGAAAGAUAUUGCGGUACUUCUUCAUGCGAUCUUUAAUACCCCAUGCGAGGGUGGUUCAAUGGACACAGGGGGAACGGCUUUGGUCUCGCUGCACGACAUUCAGUUUUGCCAGCAUCCAACUCCCACGACACUCUUCCUCAAUGCGAAGCGCGUUCUUUCUCUUGUGCAAACUCUUAGUUCCUCCGUGGUUGAUGGCAAUGGCGACAUGAACGUGGCGGAGGGUUGUGGUGGGUGUAGCCGUCCGCUUUCACUGCCGGCGGUGGGCAACAUGACGGUUUCUGCGUGGAUGGAGGGAAAGGCGUUUGUGGAGGAGUUGAAGAUGUGGCGCUGGAUCCGUGCGGAGGCGUUUCGCCGUGGACUAGAGAAGGAAGAACUGGAGCGUAGGGCACAAAAGUUCCUCCAUGGCGCAGCAGACCCCAGUAAGGUGCCAUCAUCACACGAAGGUACAACAACCGGACGUGCGUUGGAGCUGGAAAGUGGCCCUUCGUCUGGUUCGGUUGGAAAACAUGUGAUCUCUCCACGAAAGCGGUCACGCGAGGAAGAUACGGGAGCGCCCAAUGCGCCCGAAGCUGCUCUGGAUUUGGGGACUGGUGCCAACAACCAAGUAAGAGGUCCGGCUGCGACUGACAUCAAGCCGGAGAGCGGGCGUGAUGGAGGCGUGCGAAAUUGUAUGCGCACUGACAUUGUUGUUCCGCGUGGUAAGAGAGGGGAUGAGUCGACUUAUAUUUCCCCACAGUAUGGUAAGAUGCCGAGCGAAGAUAAAGGUGAGGCAAUGUCACUGCCACAUAUGACGUGUGACGGUGUUGCGGUUGCGCCGAAACUUCUAAAAGUCCUUGAAGAAGUGAAGAAGGAACUAAAGGAGCGUAAGGUGGCCGCAGAAGCUUCGGCUGCCGCUUGUGGCGGCAUCACAGGGUCCAUCACCACCGCAUCGCGUGGAAGUGAGCCUCAUUUGAUAGAGGAGGCAUGUGGCAGUGGGCAUCCUGUCGUGGGGUGUUCAUCGUGCCCUGCUAUCUUCUCGGAGGCGCUGCAGCAGAAUUACAGUGCCAUUGAAAGACUAGAGACAGCACGAAGGCUAGCUGUUGCCGCGUGUCUUAAGAAGGACGCAGCGGGCCUUUUAGAAGCCUUGGCAUUUAUUUGA